Pseudopipra pipra is the source of this 11166-nucleotide messenger RNA. RefSeq names its product GRAM domain containing 1B (gene GRAMD1B). Gene Ontology annotation, cellular component: endoplasmic reticulum membrane; plasma membrane; endoplasmic reticulum-plasma membrane contact site. The transcript is spliced from 17 exons. Lineage: Eukaryota; Metazoa; Chordata; Aves; Passeriformes; Pipridae. Gene Ontology annotation, molecular function: cholesterol binding; cholesterol transfer activity. Gene Ontology annotation, biological process: intracellular sterol transport. The record is from RefSeq and is a predicted model, not a curated record. Bases 2656 to 4761 code for a protein of 701 amino acids.
GCCCUUGAGCUUCUGAAGAAAAACCUCAAGCCAUCACAAGACUCAACACCACAAGGACUCAGCCCUGUGCUGUCUCUUCUUCUUGGAGACCUCGUAGAUACCCAGAGGGGAGACUGAGCUGUUGAAAAGAGUCAAAUGUUCCCUAUGAAGACAAAGAGAAAUUAUGCAUCAUUUUAGGGAAAACAUCAGGAACACCUUUCCUGUGAGUGGCAGCCUCAGCAACAGCAACCACGUGAAUAGGGUUGACUGCAAAAAUCCAGGCCUGUGAGUGAGCAAGGUGUGGAACAGCCUUUUUUUCUCUCUACAUCAGCACAACCAUCUUUUAAGUUCCAUAACCAUGUUAUCAAACCCUCUCUGGAGCAAUGUUAACUCGCUGUCUCUCAGGUGUUUUUCAUCCUGUCAGAUUUUCCUUGGCUCUUUAGGUGUAUGGAGUGCCAGCCUGGCUCAGUUGGGUUGUAGAGCCACUAAAUUAGAAGUGAACUUCUGGUGCAAGCUGGUGUGAUUAUGAAAUCCAAUUUUCCACCCCAGAUGGCCAGUGAUUGCUUUGCAACAUCUUCCCCUGCUCUUCAUUCACUUUUAAAAGGAGAAAAAGAAAAAAAAAGAAGAAAAAUCUGAGCAACCAGCCUGGGUUUGGAAGAAAUGCUGUGGGACAGGUGGCCAGUUUCUUUGCUGUCAGUGGGGUCAAAACUCUCCCACACAAGCAGGGAAUGUAUUCUGUUCUUUUCCAGCAGUUUUCCAGAAGCAAUGUAAAUCUUCCCUAAAGGCUUAAGAGCGGGUCCAUCAGCCAUGCAAGUUGGAUAAGGUUUUCCUCCCCCCUUUCCCCUCUGCCUCUUGCCAUCUCUCCUCGCCCGUUUUCUGUGACACGUGCUGUACAGUUUCACACACCUCUCAGUUCUUGUGUUGUCCAACUUCCCUGUCCUUCAGGUCAUGCUUUGGGCUUCCUGGGGAGGAUUUGUUUGUGUAUAAGAGGGAGAUGUCACCGUGGGCAGUCACCUUCUCUGCCCAUUUCCCCCCAGCCCUGGCAGUGCCGUCCUGUCCCGUCUCCCUCUGUUUGCAGUAGAGUUAAUGUUUGCUGCCUCCACCUCCAGGUCAGUUCUUCCCAUCACUGGUGUCCUUCAUCUCUGCACAGGCAGGUGGGUGGGGUGUGGACAGAAACAUCCUGGUGGGGUUUUUCCAUAGGAGAAUCCCAUAUGCAGUUUCCAGCAAAGAGGGUCGUUCAGUAAAGCAAUGCAGAUGCCUGUAAUCCCAAUCCUUAGUCCUUCCCAGGCUACAGAAUGGUUUGGUUUUUUAUUGUUCCCUCAUCCUGGGAUGCAUAUGGAUCUACUGGUUCCUUUUAACAGGGCUAAAUGGAGAGACCUGUGUGCUGUCUGGGAGCAGCAGUGAUUUUGGGGAGCAGCUGAGCAGGCAGAGGGUCAGUGAGCAAGCUGCAGUCACUGGCCUGGAGUGGAACCAGACCUCUGCAGAGGCUGGGUUGGUUGCUUGGUGUUUUUCUGGUUUUGGUUCUUCUUGAGACUUGUGUACCCAGUUUGUUAGGAAGAAUGAGGAUUUUGCUUGUUUGUUCAUAGCUGAGCAUCACUGGUGCCGUGGUGUGAACAUUUACCUGGGCAUUUCUGUACCUGGGCAGGGAGAUGGAGAGGCUGCCUGGGCACUAAGGGCAGAGGGAUACAGGGAGUUCCAGCACUCCCUGGGACUUGCAGGGAGUUCUUUUGCAAGGAAGCCCUUGCCUUUCAUUUCCAAUGUGACCUGACUAAUAAAUGAAACCUAAAAAUUCCUGUUGUUUUUUUGGGGGGAGAGAGAUGCACAGAGGAGCAGUGCAGCCCUCCAGAUUCCUGUCUGUGUGGGUCUCACAGGGCCGGUUCCUGAUUCCUUAGGCUGGUCUCUCCUUGCUCCCCUCGCUGCUCCCCCAGCACACCCUGUCCAGCAACUUUCCAUGACAGGAAACAUCUGCUGGGAGGCAGGGCCGGGGCUGGGUUACUGCCGGGCAUUGGCCGCCGGAAUUACCCGGCUCCAGUGACUCCAGGCAUGUGCGAGGCACUUUGGGAUCUUCCCUGGGAAACACACACAGACUGGAGCUGCCUUUGAGAGCAGAGGGGGAUUAGAGAGCACAGCCCAAAGCAGACACCGAGGAGGAAGAAUUUCUGCUUUUCUGCUUUCAGAGGAGGGGGGAAGAGCUGAAGUGGGAGUUGUUUACCAGCCUGUUGAGCCCUGGAAGCCGCGGCUCCAUCCGUGAGUUCCAGCUGCUCCGGUGGGGUUGGAGGUAUUUUGGUGGCUGGCUCUGCCUUCCCUGGACAUCAGGAGCUGCAGGUGCCCUGCACACACCUGCUGGGGCGGCUGUGGGCACUUGUGCAGGGGAUGCCCACGGCGAGGAGCUGCUGAGCCGGGAGCAGGAGAGCACUGGGGUUGCCCACCAGCACCGUUACCCCGAUGAGCCACUUGGAAAAGAGUCCUCUGGAGGGCAAGUCCUCUCCAGGAUCCUCAGGGGCUGCUGGGGCAGAGGAGCUAAAAGUGAGCAGGAAGGCAGGGGAAGGGACCUAAACUCCUGCCAAGCUGCUGUAUCUCUGUCGACUUUGGACAUAAACAAGAAGCGGCGGGAGCAGGAACAGGAAGAGCAGAGUUGGAGAGCACGGGGAGCUGUGCAAGUGCUGAGGGAACACCAUGGAUUCCUUGCUGGAGUGUGGGUCUCUCUGGGAUCAUCUGCUGGAUCAAGAGCUGCCAUGUCUGCGGUGGGACCUGGAGGGACUUGUCGACUUGUCCCGAGGAAAUGUGAGCCUUGGAUCAGAUGGAAUCCCAGCUGCCCUCUGUUAUUUGCAGGUGUUGAGUCCAACGUACAAACAACGGAAUGAGGAUUUCAGGAAACUCUUCAAGCAGCUCCCGGACACGGAGCGACUCAUCGUGGAUUACUCAUGUGCUCUCCAACGAGACAUCCUCCUGCAGGGCCGCCUCUACCUCUCGGAAAACUGGAUCUGCUUCUACAGCAACAUCUUCCGCUGGGAGACACUGCUGACCGUUCGCUUGAAGGACAUCUGCUCGAUGACCAAGGAGAAGACAGCCCGGCUCAUUCCCAAUGCCAUCCAAGUUUGCACUGACACUGAAAAGCACUUUUUUACUUCCUUUGGGGCUCGAGACAGGACGUACAUGAUGAUGUUCAGACUCUGGCAGAAUGCUCUGCUUGACAAGCCUCUGUGUCCAAAGGAGCUCUGGCACUUUGUCCACCAGUGCUAUGGGAACGAGCUGGGUCUGACCAGUGAUGAUGAAGACUAUGUGCCUCCUGAUGAUGACUUCAACACAAUGGGCUACUGUGAGGAAAUCCCCGUGGAAGAGAACGAAGUCAACGACAGCUCCUCCAAGAGCAGCAUGGAGGCCAAGCCAGAAGCCAGCCCUCAGCUGCCAAAGAAAUCUGUCACUGCCAGCACCCUGACAUCCACGGGCAGCAGCGAAGCUCCAGCCUCGUUCGAUGGAGUGCUCCCAGAAGAGGAGGAGGCAGUGGCAGAGAGCCCUGUGGAAAAAGACCUCGGCAUUGCAAAUAUCAUGGGAGAGAAGAUGGACAUCAUUGGCCCUGUGAACUCCCCUUCCCUGGACUUCAAUGACAACGAAGACAUUCCCACUGAGCUCAGUGACUCCUCAGAGACCCACGAUGAAGGGGAAGUCCAGGCCUUUUACGAGGACCUGAAUGGCCGUCAGUACGUGAACGAGGUGUUCAACUUCAGCGUGGACAAGCUCUACGACCUGCUCUUCACAGACUCCCAGUUCCAGAGGGACUUCAUGGAGCAGCGCCGGUUCUCUGAUAUUAUCUUUAAUCCCUGGAAGAAGGAAGAAAAUGGCAAUCAGACCAGAGUGAUACUGUAUACCAUUACCCUCACCAACCCUCUGGCCCCCAAAACUGCCACUGUCACAGAGACACAGACAAUGUACAAAGCCAGCCAGGAGAGCGAGUGCUAUGUCAUAGAUGCAGAGGUGCUAACCCACGACGUCCCCUACCACGAUUAUUUCUACACCAUCAACCGCUACACGUUGACUCGUGUGGCCAGAAACAAAAGCCGACUCAGGGUUUCCACGGAGUUACGUUACAGGAAACAGCCUUGGGGACUGGUGAAAUCCUUCAUUGAGAAGAAUUUUUGGAGUGGCCUGGAGGAUUAUUUCCGUCAUUUGGAGAGCGAGCUGGCCAAGACGGAGAGCACGUACCUGGCCGAGGUGCACAGACAAUCCCCCAAGGAGAAGGUGAGCAAGCAAUCCACGGUGCGGCGCCGGAAACGCGCCCACGCCCACCUGCGGGUGCCACACCUGGAGGAGGUGCUGAGCCCCGUCACCACCCCCACCGACGAGGAGGUGGCACACCGCAGCAAGCACGUGGCAGGUUCCACUCAGACACGGCACAUCCCCGAGGAAAGCCCCAGUGGCUUCCACCUGCAGAGUGUCUCCAAGCUGCUCCUUGUCAUCAGUUUUGUUCUGGUGCUGCUGGUCAUUCUCAAUAUGAUGCUGUUCUACAAACUCUGGAUGUUGGAAUAUACUACACAGACCCUCACAGCGUGGCAGGGCUUGAGGCUGCAGGAGAGGUUGCCCCAGUCUCAGACAGAGUGGGCCCAGUUAUUGGAGUCCCAGCAGAAGUACCACGACUCGGAGCUGCAGAAGUGGCGGGAGAUCAUCAAAUCCUCCGUGAUGCUGCUGGACCAGAUGAAGGAUUCCCUAAUAAACCUUCAGAAUGGCAUCGGGUCCCGGGACUUCGGGUCAGAUCCAGAGGAGAAACGGAAACGUUUCCACUGACAGGCAGGAAUGCAGGAGGCCAGAGGACGGUGUGCAAUAUGUGUAAAUAGGAUAUAUAAAUAUAUAUAUAAAUAUAUAUAUAUAUAUACAGAAUAUAAAUAUAUAUAUUAUAUACAGAUUUUAAGAGAAAAAAAAAAAACCACAAAACAAAGCCUACGUAUCGAGGGGAAGGGUUUUGACCUCCAACACUGGCUGAACUGGAGUGUCUCUGGUAGUGGGGGGGUGUGUGUGUGUGUGGGAGGGCUGUGCUCUCCCAGCACUGAGCUGUGCUUAGGGCCGAGCCCAGGGGUGCUCCCUGGGCCCUGCACUGCUCCUCUGUAAUAUUGCUGGCUGUUUGUCUGUCUGUCUGUUUAGUUUUUGUUGUUCCAAAGGGAAGCAUCAGCGUGAGUGCCCCCCCCCUCCCCAGCCCCCUCCCCACGCAUGAGGGUCCCUGGUUGACUGUAUUUAUCUCUGCAUAAAAAGGGGACACUGUCAACUCCCUGACCUUGCUGGCUUCAGGGCAGAGAGGGUUUGGCCAUGGCAGUCAACCCCUUGCAGAACUGGCCCACGUUUGGAGAGGAGACCUCGGGGAGAGUUGCUGUAGGUCUGCAGAGAGCAGGUCUCCCUGGCAGUCACCUCCUGCACCCCUGGGUGCAGAAACACAGCUGGCUGUCACAGGGGCCAGCCUGGUUCAGAGAGCAAAGCCCAGGAUGGAAAGGAGCUGAAAUCCUGUCCACAAGCACCAAUUUGCUGUUGGUGCAGCAGGAAGAGGCGAGGGUGGGGAGGGGAGAACCUGCCCCCAAGGUGUGUGGGUGGAGCAGGGCCACCCCUGUGACAGUGUCCCCUUUACCUUGGCUGUAGUUCUCUGCUUUCCAUGUGCUUGGGCCCCUGCCAUAAAGCCAUCCCUGUGCUGAAAAUCUACAUCUGUGCUGAACAGGCAACUCCCCAUGAGGGUGGGAGUACCCCAAGUGAAAAACAAACCCCAAAUUAGGAUUUAUGUGCAGCCACUGCCCAGCUCAGCAAAUCUCUCUCCUGCCCCUGGUCUACAAGACCAUUUUGUUCGUAUCUUGUCUUAUAAAAUCUGUGGGAAAACAUUAGUGAGAAAAAUAACUUGAUUCCCUUCCCUGGGAUAAACUUAUAUGUUUGUGGCUAUGCAGCAACAGCCACCACUGUGGGUAUCUGUGACUGCAUCUGUGUGCACCAAGGCUUCCAAAAACCCAGGAGAGGUGAGGAAGGGUCACAGGGACAAAAAAAAAAAAAAAAAGGAGAAAAGAGAAAAGGGACCAUCAGUGGGUGGCAGGACAGAGGCAUCUGAAGGUUUCUCUCAUAAGCAUUUGCUCUGUGAGUCAGUCAGGGGGUAGAGCUGCACUGAAAAGCCAAUAUGUAUUUGUAGUUGUUCUGGGGGAUAAUUCCAGACUCUCAUGAGCAGCCCCAUGAGGAAGAGGGGCAGUGGGGCUGCCCUGUGCAGAGUCCCAAGCCCCACAGAGAUUGGUUGAGCUGGAGGCUGCUUGUGUGAAUGUUUAAUAAAUGCUUUGUCAUCAUGCCCAGCCAGGCAGAUUAGGUGACAUGUGAGGCCCUCCAUCUCCACCCUGUCCAACAGCAGGAUUUUCUCACCUUCUGAGUGGCAGCUGGAAGUUCCCAGUGUGGAAAUGGUGCCAGCUGUAGCUCCUCUGUUGUCUCCAGUGGGCACUGAAAGGGCAGGGAACACAAGGGUGAGUCACUGGUCUCAUGUAAACUCUCAUCCUCACAACUGGGUGACAAAGUGGCUUCUAAAACCCUCUCAAGCUCCCAGUUUCCAAUUAGGGAAAGGUGAUAUAUGUAGGAGUGACCAACCUGCUGCUUUCUCCCAACCUGCCUCCAAUUUCCAUGACCAAGUGCUAAACACAUGUCCCACAGAAGACUCACAUGGGAAGGAGUGUGGAUGAAGACAGGUUAUCAAAAAGACAUUUAAGACUGUGAAAGCAAGGUACAAUUGGGGAAAAACCAGAGAGUAAUGUGUAUUUAUGACUAUUUAUUUAAUUUAAUGCUGCUGACUACUGUACUGCUCCCUGACUUUUUGCCAGGGAGGCUGCUGAAAUGGCUGCUCUACAAUGACACUGAGGUGCUAGUGCCUGGGAAGGGCAUUCUGUGGCUCAUCUUGGGACAGGAGGGCCCUGACUCCCCACUGUGACUUGCCAGACUGUCCCAGAGUCCUGUUUCCCCCAUUACUCCCUCCCACAAUUGCUAAGCACAGAAAAUUCCCCUGCUGCCCAUCUUCCCCCUUUUUCUAGACUUUAAUUUCAAGCACCAGGCAAGAGGACAGAGAGGAGGCCCUGUGGUUCACCUUGCCCAUGCCAGGAAAGAAAAAGGAACAUCCUGAAAGACACAGCUGGGAUGUUGGGGUCUCUUCCACCUGGCUGGGAGGGGUUUGUCCCUAGGUGGAUUUGAUCAGUCAGGAGGCAGAGAAACCCUCCUGUCCCAGGGGUUAUGAGCAAGUGCUGCUGGUCAGGGUUGGUUUCUCACCAGUUUCACAUUCUCUUUAUAGUCAGGGAGGCAAGAAAUCCAUUCCCUCAUCAGUGCAUCCUUCCUCUGCAGCAUCCUUCCAGCUUUAGCCAUGGCUUUAGGCUUGGGAUGUUCCCUCUGACUCCCUCCUUCCCUCCCUCCCUCCCUCAGGCUGGGCCCCAGGGACAGCCUUGCACAAGCUCUGUUAAAUUAAUGUGAGGCUGCACUGGCAGCUGUAACAAUCUCAAGCACUAAUAUUUAUUCUACCUGCACAUCAGACUGGGUUUUUAACAUCUGACAUCUCUCCUGACACACAGCAACGUUAAAUCCUUUGUUCUGGGCACCCACCAGAACCUUGUACCUGCAGCAUCCUUCAGAGGGAGGUUUGUCUUUGAGGCUUUAGGGUUCUUUUUCUCAAGAUUUCUAGUUACUCACUUUCUUUUUCCCACUUGGCUUGGAGUUGGAUAGGAUCCUUGAUCUUUUAUUGCCUCUUAAUUUAUCACAGUAAUAGUAAAACAGGGGAAAAGCAAGGUCUUUUUCUCAAGGCAAAACCCACAAUGGCACUAAAGGUGAGGGCUCAAACAAAGCUCAGAUUAAAGGUGAGGGCUUAAACAAAACCUGGGGGUAUUUUCACUUCGAUGCCUUUGUGUAGAAAGCUGUGAUAGGAAUCACCUGCUCCUGAUCAGUCCCAGCUGACAGGUUAAUUCCUUCUGGAGCCAUAGACAGUUUGGGACCAUGAUUGUAUUUCCUGGAGAAAUCAGCAAUGCUUUUUAGGAGUGAGGUUGAGCAACCUGAAUAAUGUUCCAGGGGGUGGUACUUCCCUCAGCAUCCCAGCCAAGUCGUAGCUUGGCUUCCACUGUCAGGGUUUUGCUUCUGCACUUCAUCUGUGCCAGAAAUCCCACAUUAUUUUCGUGGCAGACACAUUUCCCUGCCCAGCCCUCCCUCUGACCUUCCCACCCUGCACAUCUGCCAGGUGAGCACAGCUGGGGUUUGAUUUGCAGGAUAGGAACAAUAAAAAAAAACCCAGGGGUUUUUAAAAAGGCAUUUCUCCAGCCAGGCAUGCAAACUAAUGCCAGCAGGUAGGAGCCCAGUUCCUGCCAAGUGAGAUGCUCCCCUGUGGGAGGAGGGAGAAGGGGGAGCAGGAGGCUUCAAUCUGCCAGUUUGGGGAUCUGUUUUUAUGGGAGAAGGGACAUAACUCACUGAUCCUGGCCUGAUACAACCUCACCUCUGAUGAACACACACCUAAUGCUUACCUUGAAGGAGCUGUUGGGGUUAUGGCACCUGGGAUGAGCUCAGGGUGGAUUUGAGGCCUGGAUAACUGCUGUGCCAUCAGGCAUUCCAAAUGUAUCUGGUGCAGCACCUGUGUCCUGGGGAGGACCAAAAGACAGGUUAUUCCAGGUGUAAGAUGCCCAAGACAAGGGGCAGUGCUGGGGCUGCACGUUCCACUUAGGAGAGAAAAAGGUACCUGCAGUGGUCAGGAGAGGAGUGAGCUGUGGAUUAACAGGAUAACCAUGUUUUUGGGUGCUCUGCUGAUAACCCCAGGCAUGCUUCAGUCACAAAACUUCGAUAUUAAUUGAUAUUAACAUACACCAACUUCUGCAUAAAUCCUUUCUGGCUCCCUCAAGUCUUUUGGGAGAAAAAAAAGAAGUCAUGGGGCUUUGAUCUCCCCUAACACACCUGAACUGCUGCUGAGAGAGCCUGCAUUUACACACAGCUCAGGCUGUGCCUGUCUGCUGGGUGACACCUGAGCCCUCUUGUCUGCUUUAGAUCUAAUAAAGACAAACCUCAGAGAUAUGCAACAUGCCUUUAGUGGAACAUGAGCCUGUAUUAAAAGGGGAAGGGUUUCAAAGCACAAAGCUUUCCUGGAUUUGAAGCCCUGGCACAAAACUGGCUCUGAAAUAAUGAUGCCUUGCAUUGGCAUAUCUCCUCUAGGAAGGCUGGAAUGCUGAUUUUGGAAUGCUGGUCUGUGUUCUUAUCAGACAGACCCUGUUCAGCAGCUCAUCUGGGUGUAGAUGGGGACAGGCUUUUCAGCCUGCUUGCCUCCUCAGCACUGUCCAUGUGUCCUACAUAAGAAACUUUUUCUUACCUUUAUACAAGAAGGUAGAAAUUUCUUUUCCAGGUAGUGACUGGAGACACUUUUGGUCUGGGUACUUGCUCAAGACCUUUUGGAUUUGCUGCACUAACUAACUGUUCUAACCAGGAGCACUCUCAGUCAGUGUCUGCUUUUCCCAGUGAGGACAGAAACAAACCACUUCCUAAUUCAGAGGUGGAACUUUCUGCUUCCACAGCAUGCAGAAAAAUCAGUCUGAAAAUUGCUGUUUGAAGAACAGUGCCUGGCUCAGGGGGAAGCAAUUCCAUCCUGUUUUCCCAGCCAGCUGCUGUCAUCCCACAGCUCUUGACAGAUCCCUGCUCAACUCCAGGAGAUCUCCUGGUGGGAUCCCUGCCAGGGUUGCUGCCACGGACACGUUUCAUGGCACAGUCACGUGGACUCUCUGACUUAGUCUUUUCAGCCAGUCUCAGCACUAGUUAAAACUCCUGGCAGGGGCUUGCUCGACACAAAACUCGAAGCAGAGACUCUCAAACCAAAGCCCCCGAGGUGAGUGGCUCACAGAGCAGCUGUCUCAGUGUGGUUCCUGUGCUGAUGUCCCAGCCUGUCUCCCCUGGACACGCUCUGCUCUCUGUGCUUCGCAGUCCCCACAGCACGAGUCUCUCUGUGCCAUAAUACCUUCCUUUUUCUAGAUGUGCACACUGGCCAAAUAAUCUCCUCGUGUCUUGAUGGACUGCUGGUUGAGGCCAUUCCCUGAUCUAGGCAGACAGCAUGGGCUUAUCCCUUAGCAUGGGUACAUGGUGUGCCAUGCCCUCCUCUCCCACGUUUUGCAGUGCUUGCUAUGGCUUUUCCCUCUCCCCUCAAACCUCUGCUGCUGGACAAUCAUUCCCUGUGUCAUAGAUGGACUGACCUGGUGCUGUCCCUGCCUGCCUUUCCCUCCUGCAGUCUGUAUGCUCUUUAAGUGAAUGUGUUUUACUUUUUUUUUUUUUUUUCAGUAGGGAAAAGGACUUCCUUCUGCUGAAGGAAUUAUAUUUGCACAUGGCUCAGGGAGGUUCCUCCUCUGGCCGUUUCUGUUACCUCACUCAUUUAGGCCAAUUCCAUUGCUAACGUUCAAGGCCACCUUCCCCAUCCCAGACUCCCAGAAUAGUUAGGGAAUAAAACCAAUGUGCAGCUCAGGUUCUAGAGUCGCGUGGUCGUGUCUCCGUUUGGGAAUCGGGAUUCGGGAGAGCGGCUGUUCCAAAACAGCAGCUUCCUCCAGUGGGGAGAGGGGUGGAGCCUGUGCCACAGGCAUCAUUCCCAUCUCCACGAGCCCACCUCCCGUGGAAUAGCACUUACAGAGCUGAGAUGGAAGCACUGACCUGGCUCUGGACACGGAGGGAGGGAGGAGCAGCAGAGCAGCACGACCGCCCAGGAGUGGCCUCGCGGUGGCUGUGGCACCUCUGGGACGUCACCAUUCCCGUGGCAGUUCGUCUCCCAUCACUGGGAUGUCACCAUUCCCGUGGCAGUUCGUCUCCCAUCACGUGCUCCAGGCCUGGAUAAAGCUGCUAAAAACCUGGAGCGUGUCCUCCCCCCCCGGACCCCGCGCCCCCGAAUCACUGGAACUGCAGAUUAAUGAGGGAGUGGGUCCUGCACUUCCCUCCUGGAAUUCGCCACCAGAGCCCGGGAACAGGGGGGGGCUGGAGCACUGAGGUGAACUGUGGGGUGGGGGAAGGCCCCCAGUGGGUUGGUUUUAGGUGUGGUGUGACUGUCGGGACCUUUGCGCUGUGCGCAAACCGCGGGGAAACGCUGCUGGAAUGACCUGCUAGGACCUCUAGAACUGUAAAGGCUCUGCAGCCAAACCUGGUGUAAGUAGCUAGUACAUGGAAGUAUGGUAUCAAUUAAAAACUCUAUCAACCAGA